AUGGUUUUAAUAUUACCGUUAUUCGUGUGUUUGACUUUAAUAUAUUUAUAUACAACGCGAAAUUUUCGUUACUGGAGUAAAAGAAAGGUAAAACAUGACCCCCCGGUGCCAAUAUUUGGUAAUCAUUAUAGAAACCUUUUCGGUUUCGAGAGCCUCGCCGAGACCUACACAGAACUAUACUUCAAGUAUCCAGACGAGAAAGUGGUGGGCUUCUACCGGGGUAUGAUGCCAGGUCUACUCGUUCGUGACCUCGAUAUUGCCAGGAGUAUUCUGAAUGUGGAGUUUUCCCACUUCUACCUACGAGGUAUGGGUAGGGAUCCAGAAAAGGAACCGCUUCUUAGCAACUUGUUUCACAUUGACGGCGACAAGUGGAAGUUCUUACGACAACGCUUAACGCCAGUCUUUACGACGGCAAAACUAAGGGCUAUGUUUCCCUUAAUCAUAAAAUGCGCUGAAAAACUUCAGGUCGCCGGAGAGCACAUAACUAGCAAAGGAGGAGAUUUUGACUGUCGCGAUUUCAUGGCUAGAUUCUCAACAGAUUUUAUCGGCGCCUGUGGAUUCGGUAUCGAAAUGAACAGCAUUAAUGACGAACACUCAGCGUUUAGAGAACUAGGUAGAAAAUCGCUUUCCUUUCCGCUUCGUCAUAUUAUCCUUCUGGGUAUUUGGGAACUGUUCCCAGAAGUGAGAAAUUCUAUUCGUGUUUCUAGUACAGAGGUGGAAAAAGCGGUAUCGGAUCUUGUUGAGUCAAUAUUCAGACAAAGAAAUUACAAACCAUGUGGUAGAAAUGACUUUGUUGAUUUCUUAUUGGAGUUAGCUCAGAAAGGUAAAAUGGAAAGUGAAUCUAUUGAGAACAGUGACAGUGAAGGAAAUCCAAUACGUGUUGAAUUCGAACUGAAAACAAUGGAUCUUAUAGCGCAAGUAUUUGUAUUUUUUGUAGCUGGGUUCGAAACUUCUUCGUCUGCAACCAGCUUCACUCUACAUCAACUAGCAUUCAAUCCUGAUAUUCAAACUGAAAUUCAGAAUGAGAUCGAUCAAGUUCUAGCAAAAUAUGAUAACAAAUUGUGCUAUGACGCAAUUUCUGAACUGUCACACCUCGAGAUGGCUUUCAAGGAGGCUAUGCGACUCUUCCCAUCAUCUGGUUUUCUGCAAAGAUUAUGCGCAAAGCGCUAUACCAUACCUAAACUUGGUGUUACUAUAGAACCUGGUGUUAUAACAGUAAUACCAAUACAAGCAAUACAGACAGAUGAGAAAUAUUUUGACAAUCCUAUGGAAUUUAAGCCGCAAAGAUUUUCAGACGACGCUGGGAAGAAGAUUAACAAUUACACUUAUAUGCCCUUUGGUGCUGGGCCACGAGCUUGUAUAGGAGGUCGCCUGGGUCAAAUGCAAUCUUUGGCGGGCUUAGCAGCUGUUCUCCAGAAAUUCACAGUCGAACCGACACCGAAAACGCCAGUAAAAUUACCAAUAGACCCAUGGAGGAACGUCCUACAAUGCGUCAAAGGUGGCAUUCCUCUGAGACUUAAACUACGAUCCAAGUUAAACUAA
Messenger RNA from Leptosia nina, 1542 nucleotides. The record is from the annotation of a GenBank genome assembly. Lineage: Eukaryota; Metazoa; Arthropoda; Insecta; Lepidoptera; Pieridae.